Molecule: messenger RNA, 4278 nt
Organism: Naegleria lovaniensis
Lineage: Eukaryota; Heterolobosea; Eutetramitea; Acrasida; Naegleriidae
Exons: 2
Coding region: 1-4278 (1425 amino acids)
Biological process (GO): late endosome to vacuole transport; autophagy; cellular response to nitrogen starvation
Cellular component (GO): phosphatidylinositol 3-kinase complex, class III, type II; phosphatidylinositol 3-kinase complex, class III, type I; phagophore assembly site
Source: RefSeq, a predicted model, not a curated record
AUGACCCGAAUUAGAGAGACAGGUGCAUCGCUGUCAUCCACGACCAACGAUGGCACCUAUCAUGGUACAACCUCAUCCAAGAGAAAUACAUUGGAUUUAAGAGGUGUCAUUGGAAAAUUCAAAACAAAUCCAUCUUCUUCAUCCUCUUCACAUCAACACAAUGGAAACUCUGUACUCAACCAAAUCAUUGCCGAUGAACAAAAUUUUCAUUUACAUCCAAUUACAGAGCAAGAAGGAACUUCUUCGGAAGGGGUGAAUGAUUUGAGUUUUCCUGUUCCUCCAGGUCGAUUCAAAGUUCAAAUUUCCAACACAACAGCCAUGGGUUUAAAACUCUUUUCGUCGGUUAUAUUGCGAGCAGAUGUAUCGUGUCAGUCAUCGGGAUCUUCCAUCAUGUCCAAAGAUGAUGAUCAAUUAUGUAAUUCAGAUAAUAUUGAAAAAGGAGGUUCAUGGAGUACAUUAAUUUCUACUCCAAUGGACUCUCAACAAUCCAUCAUUCGAGUUACAUUGUUUUGUGAGCCACCCGAUUCCAAGUGCAGUUACAAAAUUACCAUUCAUCAAAUAUUUAAUGUUCUUCAUACGAAAGGCUUUGAACUCGGAAAGGGAGAAGAAAAUGAUUAUAAUUUUGAAUUGCCAAUGGGACAAUAUCAUAUUCUUGUUCAUUCGGUGAAUCAAAUUCCUUUUCAUUGUACUUACAAAUUUGCAAAUUCAACCAGUCAUUCAGAAAAAGAUAUUACGGAAUUGAAAAUAUUACCACAACCUAUUGUGGCAAUUAUUGAGGAAGAUACAGAUCAAACCAAUCUCACACAACCAUUGAAUGUGAAAGUUUCUGCUUUCAGUAACAAACCAGUGAAGGGAAGAUUAUUAAUUUUGCAAUCAAUUGGAGCUAUGGAACUCAAAAGAAUGCUCGAUAGUGAACAACGUGUCACAAUUAAUGAAUACAAAUCUCUCAUUGAUGACUGUUAUACAGAUAAGAAUGUAGAAUCUCUUACAGAUUUAGAGACCAUGCUCGGCGAUUUAUUAGAGAAAAAAGGUCUUCGCUAUCAACCAAUUCAUUCCUAUGUUCAAGCAAUGAAAAAACAUUUAAUCGAAUCUCAAGAGCUUGAAAAAGAAGUCAAAGAACUUGUGAUGAAUAAGAGCUUGAAAUCAUCUCAACUCGAUCAAAUGCAAUCACAAUUCAGAAAAUUACGUCAUUUAGUGGAAAAACACAAAUUAGAUACAAAAAUUAUUAUUAAUCUUUCAGAGGAAGAAAAAAAGGUCACACACUACAAAGAAAUUCUGAAAAGGAUUAAAGAUUACACAAGUCGUCUGAAAGAAUAUGUGAAUCAAUAUGAUACGUCCACACUCGAAGCACUGUUACAUGAUAUUUCAGAAGACACAUAUUUACAAGAUGAAUGUUGUGCGAGUAUGGUUCAUUCCAUGAUUGAAGAACCUGAAUCCAUUUUGAAAAAACUUAAAAUUAUUGAUUCUGUAAAAGAAGAUAUUGAAAAGUACAUGAUGGAUGAAGAUCUUUCACAACUAGAGAAGAUCAAGAAACAAAUUGAUACAACCUAUGAUUCCUAUGAACGUAAAUAUAUAGAAAAAGAAUAUACUCGGUUGGAUGAAUCAAUCAAAAAGAUCAAAACACGUUUACAUGCUGAGAAAAAGUUAAGAGAAGCAAUUCUCACCAAGCAAACACAUAGAAUAGGUUCAGAUAUCAAAGCAUUUGAACCAUACCUGAAAGGUACACAAAUCUUGCGAGAUGCAAAAAGAAUCAUGGAAGAUCUACUCGAUAAUGGAGAUGCAGAUAUUUCCAAAUAUGUCAAUCAACAAGAAACCACUGUGCAGAACAGUGAAGAUUUAAAUCCGAUCACUCGAAUGAAUGAGACCACAAGUGUCCAAUCAGUGCCAUUAGUAUCAACACCAUCAGUCAUUACCAAAACUGUAUCACACCAAGAUCCUUUGAAAUUACCUCUCGAUCCUAUGAAAGAGACCGAUGUACUUUCAAAAUUACUUCUCGAAGAUGAUGAUUUAAGUGCGAGGGACCCAACAACCUCAAAAAGCUCACUAACGAAUCCAUCAUCAUCCAAUCCAAAGAAUACCUCAAUAGAGUCCUCUCUCAAUUCUAUGGACAAGAAAAAAGACAACCUUUUAGAUUCCAUUCUUGCUGAGGAAUAUGAUGAUGAUUAUGAAGAGCAAACUACUACGACACCCAUCGUGGCAUCUUCUCCUUCAGCCCAAAUUAGUAAUUCUUCAAUCUUUAACAACACAUCAUCCAACAACAAUGAACCUUCAGUGAUGAUCUCGACGACUUUAUCCAAAGCUCAGACACAAAGAACGUCGACGAGCUCACCCACACGAACCAUUCCUAAAACCUCAAGCAAAAUUUCCAUACCAAAACGUAAGACCAAAAAAGCAACAACACCUACAACCACUUCGACCACUAGUAUGAAUGUACAUCCAAACACUUCCAAUAGUAGUAGUAGUAGUAGUAGUGGUAGUGAUAAAUCCAUUGUUUCCACACCACAAUCACCAUUUUCACCUCCUCAGGAGCAAGUGGUGAAUCUUAACAAAUCUUCACUCACCAUGACGACUCGUCAAACUCAUAACAAAGAAGAAGAAGAACUCUCAGAUAGUGACAUUGAAAACAUUUCUGAUGAUGAGGAUGAUCCAACUCCACUUUCAAAACCAGUAUCAGUUUCUCAAAUCAUGGGAGCUAUUUAUGGAGAUGUGUUAACGGAAGAAGAAAUUAAAAAGGGUCGAAAUGAAACUCUUAGUAGUGCUCAUUCAGGAGUGGACAUUGAAAGAGCACCUACAAGUGGUGGUCAAGAAGCGAAACAACAUUCGUAUGAUAACACGACAAGUAGCUCACAACAGCAACCUCCAUAUAAUUGUAACUCGGCAACUAGUAGUGAAAUUACUACUACUGCCACUGCCACUACAAAUGUGGUACAACCUAUUAACCACAUGACCUCAGCUUUGAAUAAUAACAAUCACAUACAAUCCAGUAGUACUGGCACAACCGUGCAUACCAAUCAUCAGAGAUCAUCUUCCAAUGUCAUUGUGUUAAAACCAAAUAAGCAGAAAGUGUGUGCUCCUUCCUCUUCUUUAACAGCACACUGGGAAACAGAGUUAAAACAGAAAGAAUCUGUAUUGUUAGAAAGAUUUCAAAGUAUGGUAUCUAAACCCAUUCACAACGUGCCAGAUAUCAACAACAAAGAUGUUGUCAAAUUAAUUGCCAAACAACACAAAAUAUCUGAACAUCCAUUACUGAACCAAUUGCACCAUGAAAUUUUGAUAUUAAUUAACAGCAAUGGUGGUGAUAUGCAAAAUAAUGGAGUGAUCACAAUAACCAAAUUUGAUUAUCAUGUUGAACAUGAUAUUGUAUAUAGCCCUGUCGUUGCAUCAGGUAGAACUCUCUCACAACAUACUGCACAACAUUAUGACAACUUUAUUAAGACUCUCACAAAUGUUUGCUUAAAUAGAGCAAAGAAGAAAUAUUUUGGAAUGUCAGAAAGAACAUUCUAUAACAUCCUUCAUGACUGUGUUUGUGAUGAAAAUGCCAAUAUUCAAGCGAUUAAUGAUCCCAAUUUGAGAUAUAUGAAUGUUCACAGAAUUCAUUUACUUUUAGAAUAUUUUAAUUCGAAAAAGUUUGCACAAAAAUACCAACAACAAUAUCAACAAACGAAAGAUGUCACUCUCAUGGAGUUCUUAUUGGACAUUGGUGAACUAGUAGAUAUAUUCAACUACUUGUGUAAAUAUUGUAGCAAUUACUUGAAGUCAAUCUUUGAACCUACAUCGAUACUUGUAGACAGUACGCACAGAGACGAAUUUCUUUCGAUUGUAGAAUUACUUUGCCAAAUGAGCUUUAAACUAGGAUAUUCAUCCAAGUCCAGGGAUGUGUACAAUAUCAACACAUAUAUUUUGGGAAGCGUCGAAAAAGUUCAGCAUUUCAUCAAAGUGGCAAGUGAAAUUUCGAAGUUUGUAGAUUCUAAAAAGGUAUUGAUGAUUGAAGACAGAGUCUAUUUAGCUAAAUUUGCUCGAGGUAGUAUUUGUCCUGCACUAGAAAACUUUUUCAAACAAGGCAUCAAAUUUCAAUCAGUCAUGAAAGGAUACUAUCACAUUUGGAAUGUCAUUUUGGAGCUAUAUUAUUACUUACAAUUUCAAUUACCAGAUUUUGUGAAGUAUCGGCUCAACCAAGCAAUAGAAGAACAGCGAGCGAACAUGGAUUUGCCUUGCACUCAAUCAUCACAAGUUGUACAGCUUCAUUCGUUUAUUAUUCAAGAACCACCAGAUCCUUAA